AUGCACAAAUCGGUAGUGCCGUGUAGAUCUUCUAUACAUCGUUUUGCGACUCUCGCGCUGUAUCGGGCUCUUCUCCGACAAUGCGCCAAAUUACCUGACAAUCUACCGGAGCGUAGUGUAGCCCAACAAUAUAUACAACUACGAAUUCACAGAUACAAAAGCAUCCAGAGCCCUUCCAAAAUAGCGCAUACCCUGAAGGCGGGCUAUGAAGCCCUUGACUUGCUCCAUGCCGUAUCACAAGGCAACCACGAAAAGACCAAGCACCUCCAAACGCUCUUAUCAACUACUUUAAGAGAACGAGAGCGCAAAUCCGCGAUACAACGGGAGUUGACACGGUUGAAACUCGCGAGGGCCAGACCUCCCAGCGCACUCGACUUGAGGAAACAAGCAGGCCGAGAAGCCCAGAGGAAGACUAUGCAACGACAUCCAGAUGCUGAGUCUAUCCUGGCGCGCCCGAGACCGGUCGUCAACGGGAUACGCCGCGUUCCCAAAAUCGUGAAUGCUCGCGGAUUGCCGAUGCUGCGAAUCAAGAAACCCCAGCCCGCGUUCCUCAGUCAUAUCCUCCGGGGCAAACAUCGCAGACGGGACAAAUCACUCGUCCAGCGUGAUUUGCUAACUCAAGAAAUUCAUUGGGCCAGGGACGAGGACGAGUGGGAUUCGAGAACCAAACAAGAACCAGAAAAGGUUAUGUGGGUUGAUGCUUUUAAUUAUGCUCUGCGGAGAAAUAAAGAACGUAUCGCUGAAUUGGACGCCAAAGAUCAACGCCUUGCGGAAGCCAUGUGGAAAGUUGUCCUUGCGGAGCGUGAGUUGGCCGCAAAAGAAGCUAAGGAGAGGGCUGCUAAGGCGACGGCUGCGCAGGGGGAAACAGAACAGAAGGAAGUUGACCAGCUAGAGUCUGCUCAAGACAAGCCAGGUCGGGCAAAGGAAAAGCGAAAAAAGGGUAUUAAGAAGACUUUGACUAGAGAACACUACCAAAGGGUAAGCCGCGGUCAAUAA
This is a messenger RNA of Aspergillus homomorphus CBS 101889, 996 nucleotides long. RefSeq names its product LYR motif-containing protein. The coding region runs from base 1 to 996 and encodes 331 amino acids. Lineage: Eukaryota; Fungi; Ascomycota; Eurotiomycetes; Eurotiales; Aspergillaceae. The transcript is spliced from 3 exons. The record is from RefSeq and is a predicted model, not a curated record.